AUGAAUCCAGUUAAAAAAAGAUUUGAGAGUGGAGCGAGUAAGAGGAAACAUAAAGCAGAGGAAGAUCGUAAGACUAAAUUAUUACCAUCAGUUUCAAAAUUUUUUAAGAAAGUAUCCGUAGAAAUUUCUUAUUCAAAUCCUAAUGUAAACGAAAAUUUACAAGAAACACAUCCAUGUCUUUCGCUAUCCUCUCCAGUCAAAAUCGAACAUAUUUCUCAAAAUGUAACAUCUAAUGCUAAUCUUUCGAGUACACUGGUUAACACUAUUUCUCAAGAAAUACCCAAUACCUCUAUUUCAUCACUAGCGAAUAAUGUUCCAAAUAUUGAUAUAUUUACUAAGCUUCUAACACUUCCCAAUCCCACUGAUAUCGGUCAUUUUAAUUAUGAUAAUAAAUUAUCUGACUCGCAGAAAAAGUUUAUUGUUACUCUUGGACCAUGCCAACCUAAAGGACCAUUUUAUAGACAUUCAGAUGUAUCAAAAAAUAAAAAUUCACGAACAACAUUUCACGAAAAAUAUUAUUAUUCUGUUGAGUCAAUUACAGGAGCAAAAACUAAUAGAUUAUGGCUAUGUUAUUCAAUAAUUCGUCAAGUUGCAUAUUGCCAACCAUGUUCUCUGUUUGGUAAUAGAAUUAAAAUUAAACAAACUACGUGGCUUGAUAGUUAUGAUGACUGGGAUCAUAUAACAAUUGCAAUUAAUCGUCAUGAAAGUUCUACAUUUCAUCGAGUCAUGUAA
Messenger RNA from Cinara cedri, 732 nucleotides. The record is from the annotation of a GenBank genome assembly. Lineage: Eukaryota; Metazoa; Arthropoda; Insecta; Hemiptera; Aphididae.